Messenger RNA from Amoebophrya sp. A120, 2802 nucleotides. NCBI's taxonomy places the organism in Eukaryota, Dinophyceae, Syndiniales, Amoebophryaceae. The record is from the annotation of a GenBank genome assembly.
CUUUAGUACGUGCUAAAGGAAAAGUGCUAGUUUUGAAAGGUUAAGGUAGUAGUUAUCAAAUAAAUUGUUCGAAGGAGAUGAUAUAUUGAAUGCGUUCCACUCCAUUCUUUUGAUUGAAUUAGCCGUGGCAUUUCUAUCGCAGUAGCAGCUGUACCUCCCCUAGAGGUCAAAUCUCGAACAUGACGUAGGUCGUGGUUUUCAGUCACACUGACUCCGUUACAACAAGGCCUGAACAAAGCGAACGAAUACUACAGAUCUACAAGCACUACCCUUUUAUUUCAACAACGAUAAAACAUGCACUAUCCUUCUCUAAGAGAUCUUCAAAUGAAAUAUCUGUCGCUGCCGCGCCCGCGCCUGGCCCUUCUUUCGUAUCGUGGCGCCUCCGCUUUACGCAGAGGGGGGGGGGGGGUGCGCGGACGCACGGGACAAGGCGCUUCACUUCUCGGGGUAUUUUUUUCUGUCUCCCACGUUUUUGCCACUUUGGUAACCACCCACGACGCCGUAGGCUUCCCUGACGCCAACUCGAUCAGCUCUAUGCCGUAUUAUUACUACAAUUCUUCGUCGUUCGCAGACCUGCACUUGCACAGCCAGGAUCGCCAGCUACCUUUGCUGCAGUCAGAAAACUUUGGAGCCGCUUUUGCAACAAAUUGGACUGCCUGUGAUGGUGUUGGAAGUGGUGCGACAUACGUACUACAACACCAACAGAGCCUUCCGCAUAUGCUCGAACAUCAGCCUUCAGUGUACGAGGCCGGCGGCCUAGAAACCGCGAGGGAGCCGACAAGCAGCGCCAAUACGUUGAGGAAAAACGAAGAGGCCGAGCGGAACAAUCCGGGCUUCAAGGCAAUGUCGCAGCAGCUUUUUCAUCUCGCGAGGGCUCGCCCUCGCGAGGUGCGAGGAGAUGUUUGUCGACGUCAACGAGGGCGCCGCGGGCGGUUCCUUUCUCAGUCCAAAGCAGGCGCUAAAACUCCGGCAAAUCAUCACCAACAGCGUCCCGCUGCAACGCCCAUAUUUUUGAGCGACGCCGACCGGGAAAAGCCAGGUUGGGAGGCAUCUACGCGGCAGCUACAGCCUUUUCACGCGAGAAGUGCGCCGCGCGGUAGAAGAGCGCUUCCCCGCCGCCAACGGAGGCACGAGCGGUUUCUUCCUUUUUCCAAAGCAGGCGCUCUCCGGGCGGAUCUCGAUUUCGUCGACCAGGUCUCGUCAACGGCCAGCUCCCAUUCCGAAACUGGUAUACAUAGAAGUUAGAAUUUAUGUGUAAAUCAUAAUGCUUUCUCGGUUUUGUUACGAGGGGUGUGCAGUUUUUCUUUUUUCGUUUUCUCAGUCAUGGGCAGAAAGACGUUCAAAUGGACAUCCAUCUCAAAGUCUCACCAGUUUCUGUUCGCAGGAUUUUCGUUUGCAGGAUUUUAUAAAAACAUUUUACAAAGCAGGCACGAGACCUUCCGCCAACGGCCAGCCUCUACUCCCUGCUGUCGCACGGCCGCUGCGGAGGGUACAGCGGUGCGCAGACCUCGGAAGCUUGGUCAGACCGUUGGAGAGCGAAGUGGGCUUGCAUACUCUUGGACAUCGCAGCUUUAUCCCGGUUGCGCCGAUUGGCGUGGCCGGAACUACAUACCAGGAGGGGCAUGGAGAACUAGGAAUCGGCGUCAGCUCUGCCAACGGCCACCUUAAUAGCUCUGCCACCGGAUUGCUCGCAUGUCCGCCGCUUUUCUCGGAAGAGAUCGAGCUGGAGCUCGGUUCUUUCCUUCUGCCACCGGCCUGGAGCGCCCGGGACUUCUCUACAACGGCACUCUCUAGCGCAGCCACUGACAUCGGGGACUCAAGUUCAACGGAAGACCUGCCAGUCUUCGCCAGCGCCGCACGCAGUGAUGUUCGCCCUGCUUCUGACAGAGAACACAAGUGGAAAUGACAAGAACAACAAGCGCCGACCUGAUAGAUGAAGAACGAGCACUGCGUUGCAGUUGCACGUAACGAGCGCUGGCGCUGCCAGUGUGAGCCAUGCGCGGAUAAUCAUUGUGCAGGAAAAAAAAAAGAUAUAAGAAAAUAAUAUUAAUGCUAAGGGCCAACAGUAAUCACUACGUGCGUGUGCCCCUUACAUACUCUUUUACAAAGUAUUGAUAUUUUCCCGUUGGUGGCAUAUUGUUGUUAUAUGAUUUCACAAUGAGACACAAGCUGGAUGACGUGUCCAAACCUGUCCAAACUCAAACAUAAUGAUGCGCACGACCAGAGAGCACUUCCUAUGAAGUUCCACCUGGUGACUUGUGUAUGAUUGGGCAAAGUUGUACCAUGCCAGCUCCUUAAGAAGGGGCGCUCGUUUCGAUAUCAUAUCUGACAUAUAUACGAAGAAGACCAGGGCACUAUAUGUGAACGACAACGAAGGUUAAUAGAUAACUAAGGAAGAAGAUAUUAAAGAUAUAGAUCGAUUGAUGGAACAAACAAACAAGGACCUAAGGAACAACAAAAAUGCGACAAGCGAUAUAGUGCUAUCAUUUUAAGAACGGUCGAAUCAAAACCGGUCUCGUCCGUGCUAGAGAGCACGAAAAAUCGAAACAAGUACGAGACUCUGAGACACCAAUAAACAACAUUGUCGCGCACGUGCCACCCCCAUACCCAUCUCGCCUCGACAAAGUACGUAUGAAAUAAAAUACCCAUGAUGUAUCGAAAAAUCGCGAAUAAGUACGUGGACGUGCGCAUGCGCACCAUGAAUGGUGCUCCCGUCCAUGUAAGGAGAGACGUAUCUUCAUAAGCGUCAAUCGGACUAUACGCUUCUCGCCGAUUGUAUAUUUUAAUUUUUGUUUUGCCAAU